CUCUCUCUCUCUCUCUCUCUAGGAGAAACCGCGGAAAAAGAAACCGGAGAGAAAGGGUUCAGUGACUUGUCUGUCUCUGUCUGUCUGUCUGUCUUUCUGCCUGCCUGCCUGCCUGCCUGUCUGUGGUCAGAGCAGCAGACAGGGAAGAAGAAGAAGAAGAAGAAGAAGAAGAAGAAGAAGAAGAAGAAGACCCCCCCCUCCUCCGCUCCGGAGGGUCUCGGUGUGAACAUGGAGCGAACUGGAACUUUCCUGAUGUGCGCGUGUGUUUCUCUGUUCUCUGUGGGACUGACGGGCGCGCGCGCGGACACCUUCAAAGCCUGUCUGUCUGGUCAGUCUCCAGACUGCAACCUGGUCCAAUCCAAAGAGGACGACUUCGACUGGGAGCAGGGAGACACCCGGGACCGUCCCGCCAGCAACCCCUGGAUCCCUGCAGGUUCCUCCUUCCUGUUUGUGAACACGUCGGGUCGUCAUGGCGGCCAACGCGCCCAGUUGCUGCUGCCCCCCCUCAAAGAGAAUGACACGCACUGCGUCAGCUUCCUGUUCUACCAGUGGGGGGGCCGCGAGGGGGCCACGCCCGCCACCCUCAACGUCUACGUCAAAGAAAACAACAGUCCUAUGGGAGUUCCUGUCUUCAACUCGUCAGGCCCCGCCUACCACAUCUGGAAGGGGGUGGAGCUAGCUGUCUCGACUUUCUGGCCAAACUACUACCAGGUGGUGUUCGAGGCUGUCAGCACCGGUCACAGAGGAGAACUGGCCAUCAAGGACAUCACACUGCAGGGACACCAGUGCAUGAGCACGCCUCACUUCCUGCACAUUAAGGGUGUGGAGGUGAACGCAGGACAGACGGCGACGUUUCACUGCACCGUCAACGGACGACCACAGAGCAACUUACUGCUCCACCUGCAGGGGAUGGCUGGUCGUCGGGCGGUUGUCAAGGAAACAAAACCGGUGAACUCGCGGCGUUACGUGGCGAGCUUCGAUGUGGAGAACACGACCAAAGGGGACUCUGGACGCUAUCGCUGCAUCGCCCAAUCAGAGCGAGGCGUAGGCGUGUCUUCAUAUGCUGAUCUCACAGUCAAACAACCUCCGGUACCCAUCGCCCCCCCUCAGCUGACAGCAGUUGGUGCCACCUACCUUUGGAUCCAGCUCAACGCAAACUCCAUCAACGGAGACGGACCGAUCAUCGAGAGAGAGGUGGAGUACCGGACCAUGUCGGGCAUGUUGAUCGACACCACGCCUGUCGAUAAACCCACCCACAAGAUCGGACACCUGGACCCAGACACCGAGUACGAGAUCAGCGUGCUGCUCACCAGGCCCCUGGAUGGAGGCACGGGAAACCCCGGACCACCGCUCCGAGCCAGGACCAAGUGUGCAGAUCCGAUGAACGGGCCGCGGCGUCUCGAGGUCGUGGACGUUCAGUCCAAACAGGUGACGGUGCGAUGGGAACCGUUUGGCUACAACGUGACGCGCUGCCACAGCUACAACGUGACGGCACAGUACCGCUACAGACCAGCAGGGGCCCCCAGCAGGGAGCCAGUGAGGGAGGAGGUGGUGUACGACACUCUGAGCACCGCGCCGCAGCACACCGUACGUAACCUCCCACCGUUCACCAACGUCAGCCUGAGACUCGUCCUCAGUAACUCUGAGGGACGCAAGGAGAGCGAGGAGCUGCUGGUGCUGACGGACGAGGACGUUCCUGGUUCUGUUCCCGUGGAGUCGAUCGUCGGCAGCAGCUACGAGCAGCAGAUCAGUCUGAGCUGGAGGGAACCGCUGCAGACGUACGGCCUCAUUCGACAGUACGAGAUCUCCUACAAGGCCCUGAGCUCCUUCGACACAGAGUUUGACCUGUCCAAUCAGAGCGGCAAGGUGUUCAAACCGGCCAAUGAGACGAGCCACGUGUUUACAGGCCUCUACCCAGGCUCCACCUACUCCUUCACAAUAAGAGCCUCCACUGUUAAAGGCUUCGGACCCCCAGUGAUCACUCAGUUCACCACCAAGAUCUCAGCUCCUCUGAUGCCGGCGUACGAUCAGGAGUCUCCUCUGAACCAGACCGACUCCACCGUCACCGUCCUGCUGAGGCCGGCUCAGAGUCGAGGAGCUCCCGUCAGUAAGUACCAGGUGGUGGUGGAGGAGGAGCGCCCCCGCAGGCAGAGGAGAGGUACUGCAGAGAUUCUGCGCUGUUAUCCGGUGCCCAUCCACUUCCAGAACGCAACGCUGCUCAACUCACAGUAUUACUUCAGCGCUGAGCUGCCGAUGAGUGAGCUGAGAGCGGCCAUGCCCUUCUGCGUCGGUGAUAACAGGACCUACAGCGGUUACUGGAACGCUCCUCUGCUGCCUCACAAGAGCUAUGGGAUCUACUACCAGGCUGUCAGCUCCGCUAACGGGGAGACAAAGAUCGACUGUGUGCGAGUCGCCACUAAAGCUGCUAUAAUCGCCACGCAGCUCACCACACCGUAUGUUCGCAUCGCGCCGGCGGCUGGCGACAAGCAGCUGACAGGAGCUGCGACCAGGAAACCAGAACCAGAGCAGGAGAACCAAUCGGAUCACACGGUGAAGAUCGCCGGGGCCAUCGCUGGCAUCCUGCUCUUCAUCAUCAUCUUCCUCGGGGUCGUCCUGCUGAUGAAGAAACGACGAAGAAACUCUCAGUCCUACACUUACUACCUGAAGUUGGCGAAGAAGAGGAAGGAGACUCUGAGCUCCAGACAGGAAAUGACUCUGAUCGUCAACAACUCCCAACACACAACCAUGGUGGACACACACUCUCACACACUGAACGGACGGACUGUUUCGUCGCCGUCCUCCUUCACCCUGAAGACAAACACCAUCAGCACCAGCGUCGCCAACUCCUACUACCCAGACCCUUUCGUACCGACGGCCAUACUGGUGCCCAUUAAUGACGACAGUCACACGAUGACCAGUGAGACCAGCAGCCUGGUCCAGUCCCACUACAAGCAGAGGGAGUCCGAGCGAGAUGCUCCGCCCUAUCAGACGGGUCAGCUGCACCCGGCCAUCAGGGUCGCUGACCUCCUGCAACACAUCACACAGAUGAAGUGUGCUGAGGGGUACGGCUUCAAGGAGGAGUACGAGCUCAACGAGAGUUUCUUUGAGGGACAAUCAGCUCCGUGGGACUCAGCCAAGAAAGAUGAGAACCGCCUGAAGAAUCGCUACGGAAACAUCAUCGCCUAUGACCACUCUCGUGUACGUCUGCAGCCUCAGGACGGAGAAAGUGGCUCUGACUACAUCAACGCCAACUAUGUUGACGGAUACCACCGACCCAACCACUACGUUGCUACCCAGGGUCCUAUGCAGGAGACGGUGUAUGAUUUCUGGCGGAUGGUUUGGCAGGAGAACACUGCUGCCAUCGUCAUGGUAACCAACCUGGUGGAGGUGGGGCGGGUGAAGUGUUGUAAGUACUGGCCAGAUGACACAGAGAUCUACGGCGACAUGAAGGUGACGUUGAUCGAGACUCAGCUGCUGUCGGAGUACGUGAUCCGGACGUUCGCUGUGGAGAAGAGGGGAAUGGCAGAAAUCAGGGAGAUCCGUCAGUUCCAUUUCACCGGUUGGCCCGACCACGGCGUGCCGCUCCACGCCACCGGCCUGCUGGGCUUCAUCCGCCGCGUCAAGGCCAAGACUCCGCCCACUGCCGGCCCCACAGUGGUGCACUGCAGUGCGGGGGCGGGGCGUACAGGUUGUUUCAUAGUGAUUGACAUCAUGCUGGACAUGGCGGAGAGAGAAGGCGUGGUCGACAUCUACAACUGUGUCAGAGAGCUGAGAGCACGAAGGGUUAACAUGGUCCAGACUGAGGAACAGUACGUCUUCAUCCAUGACGCCAUCUUGGAGGCGUGUCUCUGCGGGGACACGGCGAUUCCAGCCAAUCAGCUGCGGUCGGUUUAUUAUGAGAUGAACCGAUUGGAUCCUCAGACCAACUCCAGUCAGAUCAAAGAGGAGUUCAGGACUCUGAACAUGGUGACUCCGACGCUGCGGGUGGAGGACUGCAGCAUCGCUCUGUUGCCUAGGAACCACGAGAAGAACCGCUGCAUGGACGUGUUGCCUCCGGACCGCUGCCUCCCGUUCCUCAUCACCAUCGACGGCGAGAGCUCCAACUACAUCAAUGCUGCGCUGAUGGACAGCUACAAGCAGCCGUCGGCCUUCAUCGUUACCCAGCAUCCUUUACCCAACACGGUGAAGGACUUCUGGCGUCUGGUCCUCGACUAUCACUGCACGUCCAUCGUCAUGCUGAACGAUGUGGACCCCGCCCAGCUGUGUCCUCAGUACUGGCCGGAGAACGGCCUCCACCGUCUCGGAUCGCUGCAGGUGGAGUUUGUCUCUGCCGACCUGGAGGAGGACGUCAUCAGUCGCAUCUUCAGGAUCUACAACACGGCCAGGCCUCAGGACGGGUACCGCAUGGUGCAGCAGUUCCAGUUCCUGGGUUGGCCCAUGUACCGGGACACGCCCGUGUCCAAGCGCUCCUUCCUCAAACUGGUUCACCAGGUGGACAAGUGGCAGGACGAGUACGACGGAGGAGACGGACGCACGGUGGUGCACUGCCUUAACGGCGGCGGUCGCAGUGGCGUGUUCUGCAGCAUCAGUAUCGUGUGUGAGAUGUUGCGGCAGCAGCGCUGCGUCGACGUGUUUCACGCCGUGAAGACGCUAAGGAACAACAAACCUAACAUGGUCGACCUGCUGGAACAAUAUAAAUUCUGUUAUGAAGUCGCUCUGGAAUAUCUGAACUCUGCUUAGCUUCAGCAAGAGACUCUUCAUCUGUGAGGAGGAGGAGGAGGAGACGAAGGAGGAAGAGGAGGAGGAGACGGAGGAGGAAGAAGAGGAGGAGGAGACGAAGGAGGAAGAGGAGGACAUCAACUACUGACUGAGGGUGGAGAGGAAGAGGAGGAGGAGGAUGUUUUGCACUGCCUUGUUGGACACAGACUCACGUUGUUUCUCACCUUGUGUCAUGUUGUUAUUGUUGUUGUUGUUGUUUUUAUUGUUUUGUUGUAUUGAUGAAACCAAAACUUCUGAUCGAUCGUCAGGUUUAAAUGAUUUGUCCAUUUAUCAAUAACAACUUUUAAUAAGUGACGUGUGCAGCUGCAGCAGGACUGGUCCUGAAGGGUCGUCACGCUCGGCCAAUCACACGUGAGCUGCGUGGACCGAGAACUGAGCCCUGAGGGACACCAGGAAGUAAAGAUGGUUUCAACCAGAUGAUCAGAUCAGAUCAGAUCAGAUUGAACUCUGAGCUGAGCUCAGCGGUUCAUCUUCAUCCUGACGAAACCACCUUGAAGACCACGUUGUUUCCAUGGCAACUCAUUCUGCUGAUGACAACGGUGUGAUUUGGUCAAAAGCCCAAGAGAAAGUAACUCAGUCGACUUGAGUUGAGAAGCUUCUGUCAUCAUGUUUUUUUAAUUUCCUCCCAGUAAGGUGUCGCUCCGUCUUCUUCGUUGGUGCGUGACGACGCUACAGACGGAUCAUCGUGUACAUAGAACAGGAGGCAGGAAGCAGGAAGAAUAUUUAUUCCUUCAGUGUCGUCGUCAGUCUCAUGAGGCACCAGGCAAGAGAGAGAGACAAUCACGAGGCACAUUUUAAUAUUCACCACCAGUUACACCUGGAGACUCUGCAGACACAUGGCUCUGGGCUGGUCCAACCCUGGUCCCACAUGGCUCUGGGCUGGUCCAACUCUGGUGACACAUGGCUCUGGGUUGGUCCAACUCUGGUGACAAAUGGCUCUGGGUUGGUCCAACCCUGGUCCCACAUGGCUCUGGGCUGGUCCAGCCCUGGUCCCAAAUGGCUCUGGGUUGGUCCAACUCUGGUGACAAAUGGCUCUGGGUUGGUCCAACUCUGGUGACACAUGGCUCUGGGUUGAUGCCAUGUGAGGUAUGUUUGUAGUGUUGAUUGAACCCUGUUGAUAAAUUGCUCUGGUGCUGAUGAGAACAUUAUUGUGAUGAAUUUUAUUUAUGUUGUAUGAUUCCAGAAUAUUCCAAAUAAAAAUCUCUACACACUU
Molecule: messenger RNA, 5992 nt
Organism: Scophthalmus maximus (turbot)
Lineage: Eukaryota; Metazoa; Chordata; Actinopteri; Pleuronectiformes; Scophthalmidae
Product: receptor-type tyrosine-protein phosphatase mu
Exons: 40
Coding region: 229-4740 (1503 amino acids)
Biological process (GO): protein dephosphorylation
Cellular component (GO): membrane
Molecular function (GO): protein binding; protein tyrosine phosphatase activity
Source: RefSeq, a predicted model, not a curated record